AUGUAUAGCAAUAGUGAUAAUAACAUUAAUAAUAAUAAUAACAAUAACAAUAAUGGCAAUAAUAAUAUAUUUAAAAGACCACCAAAACAAACAAAUACACAACAUUUUCAAUACCCACAUCAAGGUGGAAUCAAACAAAAUUUAAACCAAAAAAGAAAAGUACCAGAACCAAUUGAAAAUAAUUUUAGGGAUGAUAAAAAUAACAAUAAUAUAAUAUAUGAUAAUUUUCAAAAUGAUAUUCGAUAUAAUGACCUAAAUAAAAAUCACUCCCCAACAAAAAGAAAUGAAGUUUAUAAAGAUAUUUUAAAGUUCACAGAAUUUCUUUCAAAUGUUGAACAAUUAAAUUCAGAUUUAAAAGAAUCAAAAGAUACCCUAAAUUCAAUUCAAUUAGAUUUAAGUAUUUUAGAAACUAGACUGAAAGGUUUAAUUGGUUUAAAUUCUAUUGUAAUGCUUCAAAAACAACAACAACAACAACAACAACAAUAA
Messenger RNA from Dictyostelium purpureum, 486 nucleotides. RefSeq lists its product as uncharacterized. The record is from RefSeq and is a predicted model, not a curated record. The transcript is spliced from 2 exons. NCBI's taxonomy places the organism in Eukaryota, Evosea, Eumycetozoa, Dictyosteliales, Dictyosteliaceae. The coding region runs from base 1 to 486 and encodes 161 amino acids.